Molecule: messenger RNA, 1549 nt
Organism: Beta vulgaris subsp. vulgaris (sugar beet)
Lineage: Eukaryota; Viridiplantae; Streptophyta; Magnoliopsida; Caryophyllales; Amaranthaceae
Product: DDRGK domain-containing protein 1
Exons: 9
Coding region: 291-1175 (294 amino acids)
Source: RefSeq, a predicted model, not a curated record
CAAUUUGUCAAGCCUCAAGGGAUAGAAAAAAAAGAAAAAAGAAAGGAAAGAAACAUAGAAUAGAAGAAGUUUGUAUCCCUAACUCUCCAAAUUCCAAUUCGUAGAAUUUGCUACGAUUACAAGGAAGUUCCUAUCUCUCCCUACCGAUUACAUUUUACCGAUUUCAAUUCAAUUUUUUUCUUUCUAUCUACAAAGCUCGAUUUCCAGCAUCAUUCAAAUUACUUUUAAAAGGAAAGAAAUUGAAGGAAUUUUCGACCAUUCCAAAAGGUUGAAGUAAUUAGAAUUUGAAGAUGGAUGAUACAUUGGUUGCUGUACUUUCACUGCUGCUUAUGUUUGCUCUAGUUCCAUUAUUUUUAUGGAAACGUCGUCACAAUUCUAGAGUUGUUGAAACACCUGAUGAAGAGCCUCAGGCUGCUCAGAGGGACAAUGUGGUUCGUGCUACUGGUGCUCGUCGUAUGCGCAGGAGGCCUGCGGCGAGGGCUAGUACAUCUUCAGCUGCAGCUGCUGUUGAAGAUAUAGAUGAUGAGAGUGAUGAUGAUGGUGCUGGGGAGGACUAUGAAGCUAGAGGAACUAGAAAAAGAGAUAAGAAACGACAAGAGCGUGAAGCACAAAGACAGGCGGAACAAGCUACACGGGACUCAAGGCAAGCUAAGCAAGAUCGUUAUGCAGAAGCACGAAGAAGGAAAGAUGAGGAACAUGAAGCGGAAGAGCGUCGACUAGAAGAAGAAGCUAAGGCUCGGCAAGCUAAGGAAGAAGCAGCUGCUGCACUAGAGUUUGAAAAGUGGAAAGGGGCAUUCUCGAUUGAUGCUGAAGGCACCACAGAAAAUGAAGCACAAGAGAACCAGGAUCUACUUUCUGACUUUGUGGAAUACAUUAAGAAGCAAAAGUGUGUACCCUUGGAAGACCUGGCUGCAGAGUUUAGGCUGAGGACUCAGGAGUGCAUUAAUCGUAUAGCCGCACUAGAAAAAAUGGGAAGGCUUUCUGGAGUCAUGGAUGACAGAGGAAAAUACAUAUAUAUCUCACUUGAGGAAAUGAAAGCUGUUGCUGAUUAUAUUAAGCGUCAAGGCAGGGUUAGCAUCUCACAUUUGGCUAGCAAAUCCAACCAGUUCAUUGAUUUGGAGACCAAAGUCCAAUAUGAGGAGAUCAUUGGUGUAGAUGAAAUAGUAGCUGCUUAAUUUUCAGACCUCUUCAUGGUAUAAUCAUUUCGCUCAACCUAGAUGAUAGCAGAAGAAGCGCAGCUGCGAACUUCCAAGGAAAUAGGUGACUAACUUGUUUCACGUGACGUCUUUGCUCAGUUUUAGUAUGUGGCCUUAUAUAAUUUACAUGAUGUGAAUAUGAAGCUGGACUAGAAUUGCACCUCCAGAAGAAAGAGAAUAUAGAGGGUAAUUUUUUUUUGGUUUUAUAGUUAUGCCCAACUUCUUGAUGUAACACCAACUUAGAUAUGCUUCUUCCCCUAAUUCAAAAGUAAUUCUAACAAGGGAAUGCUUUUGGUUUGUGUUUAUCAUGUUGUCAUUUUGCAAGUCUAAUACAUCUUCAGCUGUUUAGUAAA